GUGAUGUUUGAUGCAUUUUUGCAUUUACUUCAAGUGUUGCGUACUAUCCAGUCGACCCUUGUGCUUUAAGAGUUAAGAUGGCACCAAAAAGACCUGUACCACUUGGAUGGGGGCUUCGUGUAAGCAAAGUCUGGGGGAAACUCUUCUAUUGUAAUUUAAUAACUGGCGAUUUUCAAUUGGAAAAACCCAGAAGCCAGGCGUCGUUAUGCACAGAUGAAGAGUUUAAUUUAUACGAUGAUGGAUUUCCUCUGAGAAGAAAAAAACCUAAAAUGAUUCGAGUUCGCCAUAUCCUUAUAAAGCAUCAUUUGAGCGACUUUUCCCCAAUGUGUCGAAUGCAUACAGGGGAAUAUGCUACUCGGACAGAAGAACAGGCUUAUAAUCUUGCUAAAGAUAUACGCCUUGAAAUAUUAUCUUACAAAAUUACAUUUGAUGAAGCAGCAUUUAAAUAUUCAGAGAGCUCGACAGCAUUCAGCGGUGGCAAGAUGGAUCCUAUAUUUAAAGGUCAUGAUAUGGAUGAGAUAUUCGAUGAGACAGCCUUCGCUUUAGAGAUUGGUGAAGUUAGCCAACCCGUUGAAACCAGCAUCGGUUAUCAUAUUAUACAGAGAACUGGAUGA
This is a messenger RNA of Papilio machaon (common yellow swallowtail), 614 nucleotides long. Its product is annotated as peptidyl-prolyl cis-trans isomerase Pin1. Gene Ontology annotation, cellular component: nucleus; cytosol. Gene Ontology annotation, molecular function: protein binding; peptidyl-prolyl cis-trans isomerase activity. Bases 78 to 614 code for a protein of 178 amino acids. NCBI's taxonomy places the organism in Eukaryota, Metazoa, Arthropoda, Insecta, Lepidoptera, Papilionidae. The record is from RefSeq and is a predicted model, not a curated record. The transcript has 3 exons.